AUGGAAAAACAAAAGAGAAUUUACAGCGACGUCGCGAUCAUCGGAGCAGGCCUGUCAGGUAUCGAUAUGGCAUGUCAGCUCCAACGGCAAUUACGCGUCAGCGACUAUGUGAUUUACGACCGCGCUCAAGAAUUAGGCGGAGCCUGGGCAGCCAACAAAUACCCCGGAUGCAGUGUUGAUAUACCCGGCGCUUUGUAUUCGUUGUCAUGGUUCCCGAACCCGGAGUUUACCAGUCUUUUCCCAUCUCAGAAAGAGAUAUUAUCCUACAUCCAACGCGUCGCUCGCGCUAACCAUGUCAAUGAACAUGUGAGGUUUCAGACUGAGUGGAAAGGUGCCCGGUGGGUAGAAGCCUCUGGUACAUGGCUUGUGCAUCUCUGCGACUUGAAUACGAAAGAGGAAUUUUUCCACGAGGCUAAAGUGCUGAUCUCCGCUGUCGGGGGCUAUACGAACCCCAAGCUCCCUGAUCUGUCUGGGUUGGAUAGCUUUGAAGGUCCCGUGGUGCAUACUGCCAAAUGGAGGGACGAGUACGACCUUCGAGGCCUCAACGUGGCCGUCGUGGGUAACGGAUGUUCCGGUUCACAGGUAGUUCCUGCUGUGAUUAAUGAUGUCAACCGGCUGACACAGUUUAUUCAAAGCCCGCAAUACUAUGUCCCGAUGCCCAUGGGCAAUUACCGGUUUGGAAAAGCGCUACGCGUUUGUUUCUCUUGCAUUCCACUGACCUUGUUGCUUAUCCGCUGGCUGGUCUUUUGGAUCCUUGACACAUCACUUGGGCAAUUCUACAACAACUCCAAGGGGGACAGAUUGAGGGUAAAGAGAGCUCUUUGUAGUCGGAAGUACAUUGAGGAGAACGCUCCGGAGCGAUACUGGCCUUUGCUCACACCUGGCUAUGACCUUGGAUGCAGACGAAGGAUAUUGGACAAUGACUAUAUCCGAUCGCUUCGCAACCCUAGAAUGAAGCUGGUCAAGGACUCAAUUACACAAGUCGACUCCAAGAGUGUGAUCACAGGCUCCGGCGAAAAAUACCCGGUUGACUUUAUCAUUCUCGCGACCGGGUUCGAGUUCUCGCAGUGGAAGGCCGAUUCAGUCAUAGGCCGAGGAGGAAAAACGCUGAAACAGCAUUGGGAGGAUCAUGGUGGCAUCGGCGCUUACAAGACCGUGGCGAUGAACGAGUUCCCCAACAUGUUCUAUUUACUAGGCCCGAAUUCGGGCAGUGGACACACAUCGGUCCUUUUCGCGAUCGAAUGCUCGGUCAAUCUCGUUAUUAGGAUCGCACGUCCUGUUCUUCAGCGACAGGCAUCGAUUGUUGAGGUGUGCAAAGGGGCUGAGAUUGCGUGGUGCGACACCAUACAGACUGCUCUCAGCAAAACAGUGUUGACGGGCAGCUGUUCCAACCAAUAUACCGACCCCAAAACCGGAUGGAAUUUCUUUUCCUAUCCUUUCAGCUCAUUGAAUUUCUGGAUAGGCACGCGGUUUCCUACAAUGAAACACUGGGAGUAUCGGUAG
Molecule: messenger RNA, 1503 nt
Organism: Penicillium hordei
Lineage: Eukaryota; Fungi; Ascomycota; Eurotiomycetes; Eurotiales; Aspergillaceae
Product: flavin-containing monooxygenase
Exons: 9
Coding region: 1-1503 (500 amino acids)
Molecular function (GO): flavin adenine dinucleotide binding; NADP binding; N,N-dimethylaniline monooxygenase activity
Source: RefSeq, a predicted model, not a curated record